Cydia fagiglandana is the source of this 938-nucleotide messenger RNA. RefSeq lists its product as uncharacterized. The coding region runs from base 116 to 787 and encodes 223 amino acids. The record is from RefSeq and is a predicted model, not a curated record. The transcript is spliced from 2 exons. Lineage: Eukaryota; Metazoa; Arthropoda; Insecta; Lepidoptera; Tortricidae.
CAUAAAACGGAGAACUGUCGUUACGUAAAUUACAAGUGCAAAAAGUGCAAAAAGAAGGGUCACUUACGUAAGAUGUGUAACCUGAAGUACGUUGAGUCAGAGGAGGUGAGCGAGGAUGAUGAUGUGCUCGCAGAUUAAAUAUUACGGCGGAGUAAACAGAUGUCCAUUCAUUACGGACGAGUUAGUUUUAUAUAAAAACUUUACAAAUAAAAAUCAUUUCACUUGGACCCUGGGAACAAUAGUAAAAAACUUAGGUCGUGUGCUUUAUCUUAUAAAGGACAAUAAAACAAACAAAAUAGUGAAAAGACAUGUUAACCAAGUUGUUAAAUAUAAGGGCCGAGUCACACCGACAACCGUGAGUCACCCCGAGCCAAACAAAACACCGGAAGUCUUCAGCGAGUCUUCACCUCCUGACGUACCGCCCAUUUUUGAUGUCGGGCCACAGCUCACCGUACCAUCUACUGGGGUGCCUAACAUAUUAGCUGGUGGACCGGAGGCAAUGACUAGGCAAUCCCCGUCACACGAGCCUGCAGGCCUGAAUAACGAAGGGGAACCAACAAUGGGGGAGGAGGAACAUGCGAGGCCCCUCGACACGCCGUCUGUGGCCGCGCCUGCAAGCCCGGCCCCUGCGCCUGCGCCGCCAACCGCCGCCAGCCGCACGCCGCCGCUGCCGGCCGCCGCCGCCGCCGCAGCGGACGACGCGCCUCCCGAGUCCGCGGACCCACCGGCCGCGUCCUCACGGCUCAAGCGGGCUCGCCCGCGUUUUGAUUAUAAACAGUACUUCUAAGUUGGUUGGACUGUGCUAGUUUUAAGUUAGAGUAAGGAACUAUGGGGAAGGGAUUGUUGUGUAUGCAUGCAUAGGUAGAUGUAAGUACGCAUGGUGGCUGCGCCCACCGCGAUAUAAACCAGGUAACGGGUUAAAUAAAUCAGUUCGCUAA